Botrytis deweyae is the source of this 2454-nucleotide messenger RNA. RefSeq lists its product as uncharacterized. The record is from RefSeq and is a predicted model, not a curated record. Gene Ontology annotation, biological process: proteolysis. Gene Ontology annotation, molecular function: metalloendopeptidase activity. The transcript is spliced from 3 exons. Bases 1202 to 2263 code for a protein of 353 amino acids. Lineage: Eukaryota; Fungi; Ascomycota; Leotiomycetes; Helotiales; Sclerotiniaceae.
AAUAUUGAUUUUUUGAUGAGUUAUCGGAAUUCUAAAGGAGAGAAGCUAUCGUUCACAUUGAGCAGCCGUAGGUCUUGAGCAAUCAAUCGCAAUGAAUUAUUCCCUUUCCCUCUACACCAUCGAUUGCUAUCACCUAGCAAUGCACAAACAAUACUGUCCACAGUAUUCCACGAUUGAAUUCCCUCUUCUGUAGAGGAAGAACUCACAAGAAGAAAGACGUGCGAAGCCACACCGUUAUCGGACUACAAGAUACACUUGAUUCCAUGUGUCAACGAAAUAAUCAUAUCAAAAGGAAACUUUUCCUAGGACAUCGCCGCCAUUCGCGCAAUAUACGUUUGAGUUCUUCGUGGGUCCAUCAACGCCGAUGAAGGAUAGACACGAACGAGGAUCCACCAUCCCCGAGCUGCCGUUUUCGAACGUCCUCUACGGAUCACAUGAAAUUGCGAGAUAAGGUAUUGCGACAUAUGCCUAGCUUCCGGCACUUGAAUGUAGUUCAUCAUGGGGAUAUCAUUGGCGCAUAUUGGCAAAAGCGCCACCUUCACCUUCCUAUGUAAGCAAAAUCCUCCGCCAAAUGUUCAAGCAAUUACUUGGCACUUGGUCCCAGUAUAAAUACGAUGCUUAUCCAGCAUUGGCACAUUUCGCCAAGGUCCCUUAAGACAUUCCCCUUCCUGAUGUAGGUUAGCGAAGAAGCUUAUCCGACAUUACACCACCUCGGCAAAUGUCUCGUCCAGCCACUCACAGCGCUCGUUGCUUUUUUCUUCAAGAAAGGUUCUAGAUAUCUAUAACAAAUCAACAAGACACAUUGGACAGUCCGUGUACCAGUGAUAUCUUGAUUAGAUCGAGUUGCUAUAUAUGGGAAGGAUCUUUGCAGCCAAGAGAUGAUAAUGCGACUUUGUGCAUUAAACCGUCUUAGCUUUGACCCUCUUCGUCGCUCAUAUCAAUUGGAUGAGGCUGGUCGACGUGGACACACGUGAAGACAUUGCCGGUCGUAGGUCAGUUUGCAUCGUGAAGAACCUGGUGAUCAAGAUAUUACAGUUUAUGAAAUGGGAGGGUUUUAAACUUACCUGCCUCAUCUGGCAGAUUGUUAUCAUUUGACAAUGGAGAGGGAAUCAGUACUUAUAGUCCUGCACUUUCGCUCUCCAUUGAAAGAACAUCCUCCCAGUCAAGUCUUAAUUCAGAUCAAUACUCCAAAGAUCUCAACAUGAUUUCCAAGAUUCUCCCAGUCGCCGCUCUCGCUGGUGCAGCUAUGGCUGCUACCAGUUGCCCUCUCUCAGUUGAGAUUGCUGGCACUGCCGAUCAUGUUGCUCAAGUCGCAAUCACCAACACUGGUGCCGAGACCCUCACUCUCUUCAAGGGUAACACCGUCUUGAGUGAACACGCUACUUUGGACGUCGUAGCUGCUACAGCUGAUAAGGAUCUUGAAUUCAAGGGAACUUAUGUCAACUAUAAGCGUACCGGCCUUGCUCCUGAAAUGUUCCAAACUCUUCAACCUGGCGAGACUGUCACAGCUUCUCUCAACGUAGCCAAGACCUACAAUCUUGAAGGUCUUGAGACUGUUGAUGUUACCGCUAUCCAAGGUUUCAGAUAUGUCAUUGGAGAACGUGCUCCAUCUGCUUUGAGCCAAACUACUCUUUGCGACGCUGUCACCUCCAACACUGUGACUAUUACCCCUGAUCAAAGCAAGGUUGCAUCUGAUCUUGUCAGCAGAGAUGAGCCAUUCCACUCACGUAUCUCAAAGCGUGCCAUUACCUACAGCAGUUGCAGCACCUCUCAAACCAGCGGCCUUAAGACUUCAGUCGCUGAUGCCAUCACAUUGGCUACCAAUGCUUACACUGCCGCUGGUACUGGCGCCGAUUACUUUACCACCUGGUUCAAGUCUACCUCCGAGGAGAGCGCCGUUCGUGCCAUCUACAAUGAUGUCAAGAACGUUCAAACCACAGGCCCAAAGAUCUCUUGCACAGACACCUACGGAGAUUGCUCUGACGGAAGUGCCUUGCUCUACACAGUUCCCAGCGCCAACGUCAUUGUUCCUUGCCCAAACAAUGGAUUCUAUGGCUUUCCUGAGUACUCAACUACUUGCGCGGAUUUCGAUUAUGACCGUGCCGGAAGCAUCUUGCACGAGAUGACUCACUUGUACGGUACCGAGGAUUGGGCUUAUGGACCAACCGCUGCUAAGGCUUUGUCUGCUGCUCACGCUGCCAACAACGCCGAUACCUACGAGAUGUAUGCUGGAUCCGUCAGACUCGGUGGAUGCACUGGUUAAAUUCCCUCAGAUACUGAGUGGGAUGUUGAAUUUGUUGGAGUGAUGGAGUGAUUGAAAUGGCUGGUUCGAUAAGAGCCUUUACGAUUUGCAAAGAGAAGGGCCUUUAUGAAUCCCCAGGCCUUCUUUGAUAUUUGUUGUUGUAGUUACUUGCAGCGAAAUUUGAAAGAUAAUAGUACAUAUGUUUGCCUCGU